AUGCCGCAAAGUCAUAGAAAAACUCCUUUUAGUGGAAAAGCGAAAAAAGAACAGCUAAAAAUCAAAAAACAAUCCAAACAAGGGUUUCACAAAAAUCCAGUACUCCUUAAAGCUCAUGAAAAUAUCGGUGAGGGAUCUGGGAAUAUUGAUAAAAUCAAUUUUCAACCAACCAGAGAUGGUCAUUCAAAGCCAAAUAGAUACGCUUUACAAUUUUUUAAAGAAAGCCAAGAGGAAAUUUUGAAACAAAAGGAACUUGCUAGGCACAGUCUGGAACCUAAGGAGGAGCUAGAUUUAGAAAUAGAGGCAAAUCAAUUUUUUGAAAAGGAUCUAGAUUUUCCAAAGAGGCCCUCUUGGGAUUUCUGUCUAAGUAAAGAUGAAUUGGAACAACAAGAAAAUCACUAUUUCACUCAAUAUGUAAAGGAUGUAGAACAAAAGUUUAAUUGGAAGGACUUGAGCUUAUUUGAGUUAAAUCUCGAAACUUGGAGACAGCUUUGGAGGGUCCUAGAGAUAAGUGAUGUUAUUCUAUUCAUUGUAGAUAUUAGAUUUGCUGCUGUCAUGUUCCCCCCAUCUUUGUAUCAGUAUGUCACCAAUACAUUAAAAAAGGACUUUAUUUUAGUGAUAAAUAAAAUAGAUCUAGCUCCUGCUAGCAUCGUGGUAGCUUGGAAACAUUAUUUUGAAGAGAGAUAUCCAAAUUUACAUAUUGUUUUGUUCACUACAGUGCCUGGGUACAAUUUGAUAGGCAACCAAACUAAUGCCUCUGGUUUACAGGUACGCAGACGAAAAGGGCGAAUCCGCAUGGCUGCCGAGGGCGCCCAGCAAAUUUUAGACAUCUGCAAGAAACUAGUAGGCAAUGAGAUAGAGCUAAGCUCUUGGCACAGGAAAAUUAAAGAGGAAUGCAGCCUAGAAACUGGCGAUAGUGAUAACGACAGUGUAGAAGUCGGUGAAACAGUGCAUUUGAAAAAUGUGGAUACUGAUUAUGUUCAGUAUGAGAAAUUUUACAAAGGGACUUUAACUAUAGGCUGCAUUGGCCAACCAAACGUAGGAAAAUCAUCUUUGAUGAAUGCAUUGAUGGGGAAAAAAGUAGUGAGCGUGUCCAAGACCCCGGGCCACACUAAACACUUCCAAACCAUAUUUUUGACUCCCAAUGUUAGGUUGUGCGAUUGUCCUGGAUUGGUUUUUCCUUCUAAGGUACCAAAACCUCUACAAGUAUUAAUGGGAAGCUUUCCUAUAGCUCAGCUACGUCAGCCUUUUACCACUGUUAAAUAUAUAGCUGAAAGGUUAGAUCUAGUGGUCCUUCUUCGCAUCGAUCAUCCUACAAACGAUGACACUUGGUCAGCCAUGGAUGUAUGUGACGGUUGGGCGAAAAAGAGAGGUUAUUAUACCGCUAAAGCGGCUCGUCUGGAUUCGUACAGAGCCGCCAACAGUUUGUUAAGAAUGGCUCUAGAUGGAAAAAUUUGUCUCUGUCUAAGACCGCCUGGAUAUUCAGAGAAAAAAGAGCUUUGGGCGUCACAUCCUGACAUAAGAGUUGUAGAAGGGAUUCAGGCCCGAAACGCUGAGGCUGCAUCCAGUGGUGACAGCCAUUUGGUAAUAGACACUGAUAGCGAUGAAGAAGUAUCCAAAAAGAAUGUAAAUAAAAAAGAAAAAUCCAAUUCAGAUUCUGAAGAUGAUAGCGAAGACGAAGAUGAUUUUGAAGUAACUUCUAAUAAAUUUUCAGCCCUCAGUUCGGAUAUGUAA
This is a messenger RNA of Psylliodes chrysocephalus, 1734 nucleotides long. Lineage: Eukaryota; Metazoa; Arthropoda; Insecta; Coleoptera; Chrysomelidae. The record is from the annotation of a GenBank genome assembly.